This is a messenger RNA of Leptopilina heterotoma, 1397 nucleotides long. RefSeq names its product cyclin-L1. Gene Ontology annotation, molecular function: cyclin-dependent protein serine/threonine kinase regulator activity. Gene Ontology annotation, cellular component: nucleus. The coding region runs from base 109 to 1341 and encodes 410 amino acids. Lineage: Eukaryota; Metazoa; Arthropoda; Insecta; Hymenoptera; Figitidae. The transcript has 4 exons. Gene Ontology annotation, biological process: regulation of transcription by RNA polymerase II. The record is from RefSeq and is a predicted model, not a curated record.
UCUAUGUUUGCAGUCACAGUGGCAGUGUGCAGGAAGCCACAGCUUUUUAGUCAUAAAGUGGUUUUUUUUGUGCAUUUGUUCAUUUUUUGACAAUUUUUUGUUUAAAAAAUGGGCAGUAAAGAAAAUUCCGCAUCGGCGACAACGAAAACAACAACUUUAAAUACGAAAACAUAUGGUAAAAUAUUGUUAACACUCCAAAAUUGUCUUUUACCUGAGGAAAAAUUAGUAUCGACGCCUUCGCAUUUGGAUGGUCUUGACGCUGAAACAGAAACUGAGCUUCGCAUUUUAGGAUGUGAACUUAUUCAAACUGCUGGAAUUUUAUUAAAAUUGCCACAGGUCGCAAUGGCUACGGGUCAAGUGAUAUUUCAACGUUUCUACUACAGCAAAUCUUUAGUGAGACAUAAUAUGGAAAUCACGGCUAUGGGAUGCGUUUGUCUAGCUAGUAAAAUUGAGGAAGCUCCAAGGAGGAUAAGAGACGUUAUUAACGUAUUUAAUCACAUUAAACAAGUUUCCAGUCAAAAACCAAUUCAACCGGUAAUUCUUGACCAAAAUUAUGUGGGUUUGAAGAAUCAAGUCAUUAAAUCCGAGCGACGUGUUUUAAAGGAACUUGGAUUUUGCGUUCACGUGAAGCAUCCACACAAAAUUAUUGUCAUGUAUCUACAAGUAUUGGGCUAUGAGAAAAAUAAGGGACUAAUGCAACAAAGUUGGAAUUACAUGAAUGAUUCAUUACGUUCGGAUGUAUUUUUGAGGCAUCAUCCGGAAACUGUAGCGAGUGCUUGCAUUUAUUUGGCGGCACGACAACUUCAACUUUCAUUGCCAUCGUCGCCGGCAUGGUUCUCCGUUUUUAAAGUCAAGGAGAAAGAUAUAAGGGACGUUUGUCGACGUAUAUUACGCCUUUACGUGCGGCCACGCAUUAAACCGGAACAACUUGAGAAGAAAGUCGAGGAAUUAAAGCGACAAUAUGAGGAAGCUCGAUCAAAAGCUCGCGGGACUGAUGCUGAUGGUCACACGCCGAGUCCUCCACUUCCAAAACAUCAUAAUGCUUGGGGUGGUUUCAUUAGUCGAAGCGGAUCGCACGCAAUUCCUGAGAGAACGAAAUCUCCAAGGAGAUCGAAAUCCACUAGUCCUUCACCAGUGCGCGACGUUGUGAAGCAUUCGAAACGAAAGAAGCACAGCAGAAGUAGAUCUCGAAGUCACAGUCGUUCGCAUAAACCGAAAAAAUCACAACGACGACGAUCGAGUAGUCAUAAAUCGCGAAACAGAUACAGAUCACGAAGUAGAUCCAGGGAUCGUGAUUUUGAAAAAUCAAGUAAACAUCGCAGUAAACAUAGACGACAUUAACCCUUAAGUCAACAAAUUCUUAGGUACAUGUAAAUGUUUAUUUAAAAACAAAAAGA